Molecule: messenger RNA, 180 nt
Organism: Laccaria bicolor S238N-H82
Lineage: Eukaryota; Fungi; Basidiomycota; Agaricomycetes; Agaricales; Hydnangiaceae
Exons: 2
Coding region: 1-180 (59 amino acids)
Source: RefSeq, a predicted model, not a curated record
AUGUGGCAGAUGACCGUGGACAGGAGGGAUCGUCGGAUACUUGGAGGAUAUAGAAUUCAAGUUGGAUCGAUAGUACCGUUCGGCGGGUCCAUGAUCUCGAAUACCGCGGGUUGUUCGGGGAUUGGGCAUCUCAGUCUUACAUUCAGCUCGUUAGCACUAUAUGGGGCCCGGCUGUGGUAG